Messenger RNA from Tetrahymena thermophila SB210, 513 nucleotides. RefSeq lists its product as hypothetical. The record is from RefSeq and is a predicted model, not a curated record. The transcript has a single exon. NCBI's taxonomy places the organism in Eukaryota, Ciliophora, Oligohymenophorea, Hymenostomatida, Tetrahymenidae.
AUAAAAAGAAAAACCUUUGAAAAAAACGAAUAUUAAAUUCAAACAAAAAUAUUAAAAAUAUAUCAAAUGAAAGUAAAGACCUUUUUUUUGCUAUUAGCAUUAAUUUUGAUUAGCUCUCCCUAAGUAUUUUGUAGAUUAUCUGGCAAAAGCUUCCAUUUAGUUUUUUAGCAAUAGGUUGUAACAGUUUUAGCUGCAAACAAGGAUUCUGAAAGCACUUAAGGGAUAGAUUACUACUGGAAAUAGGCCUAAUCUAAUUGCUAAUCAGAAGUUAGAGAUGUUAUUUAAUAUGGUUUGUUUGAAAGAUAACUUAGUAAAUUGACUAAAUGCAUGUUCGAAAGAAAUCAAGAAGAAAUCAAGAACUGCAAAAGCAAUUUCUUAUAAUAGGUAGUAUAACCUAUCCAAGAAUAAAUGAACGUUGAAACUGAAUAUGAAACACACAAAUAAUAAGUAAAAAAAUCAAUGAUCUUCAAUUCUAAAUUAUUGAAAAAGCCAUCAGGUAGCUUCUUAGUUUGA